AUGGCUAAAGCUUAUAAAGUAGAAGAUUUUGAUUACAUUAUGACAAAAGUUGGUAAGAUUGAUCCCCGGGUUAAGGAAUAUCUGGAAGAAGCUGGUUAUGAAAAAUAUGAAAUUGCAUCUUAUACAAACACAAUACUCAGGAGAAGAUUUCAAGAAAUUCUGACUGAUAAUGGGGUUAAAGCUUUGCGGAUGAUGGUUAAGGUAGCUGGUAGUUAUCUAUACUGCGUAUAUGAAUUACGAAGGAGGUACAUUAUUAAUAUUAAUCAUGACACGUGCAAUUGUGGCCGGUAUCAAAUUGAUGAAAUACCAUGUGCACACGUAAUUGCUGUUUUAAAGAGUAAAAAUAUUGAUGUAAAAGAGUAUGGUCAUUACUGCUCAGAAUUGUACAGGCCAAACACCAUUGCCAAGACGUAUGAACUCCCAAUAGUUCCUAUGCCAGGCAUGAAGAAUUGGAAUAUUCCACAAUUCAUUAAUGACAAAGAAAUUUUUCCACCCAAAUACAAAAGACCUUUGGGUAGGCCAAAGAAAGGAAGACACUUGAAAUCUAGUGAAUUGCUUACUGCAAGUUCAAACCAUUGUGAUAAAUAUUGA
Capsicum annuum is the source of this 591-nucleotide messenger RNA. RefSeq lists its product as uncharacterized. The record is from RefSeq and is a predicted model, not a curated record. Gene Ontology annotation, molecular function: zinc ion binding. The transcript is spliced from 3 exons. The coding region runs from base 1 to 591 and encodes 196 amino acids. NCBI's taxonomy places the organism in Eukaryota, Viridiplantae, Streptophyta, Magnoliopsida, Solanales, Solanaceae.